This is a messenger RNA of Mesoplodon densirostris (Blainville's beaked whale), 1233 nucleotides long. RefSeq lists its product as uncharacterized. The transcript is spliced from 7 exons. Gene Ontology annotation, cellular component: plasma membrane; Golgi apparatus. Bases 1 to 1233 code for a protein of 410 amino acids. Lineage: Eukaryota; Metazoa; Chordata; Mammalia; Artiodactyla; Ziphiidae. The record is from RefSeq and is a predicted model, not a curated record. Gene Ontology annotation, biological process: activation of protein kinase B activity.
AUGGACGGAAAAUGUGGGAAAUACGUAGUGAAUAUGGAACACUCUGGAAACCAGCCGAUGAGUAUUGGUGGCACCACCGUGCCAUUCCCGAACCUUGGAAACGAUGAAGCUCAGAGUUCAGCCUGUAAGUUUGCAACAUCAGUUGAUGUAACUGGUGAUGCUGGUCCCAAUUUAACUGACAUCUGCACCAACAGAGGGACCCUUGGACUUUCAAAAUUUCCAAACAGAGAAUCCCAACAUUGUCAGGUGACAGGAAAUUUGUUUAGUGGCUGGUCUCUGUGGAAAAUAUUCCUGGCUUGUCUCUUAGCUUCUGUGAUAACAACGGCAAUUGGAGUACUCAUAGUGUCUCUGGUGCAUAAUGGGAAAAAUAAUAAUGCCUCCAUUGUUAUACAACUUACUCAAAACCAGGGGAUAAUCUCAUUGCCUGAAACAAGCUCACCUGAUUAUUCCAAAACUACAGUUGCCACUAGCACAAUAGAUGGUAACACAACAUCCACUUCCAGUACCAUGACUACCAUCACUGAGCACCCUUCAGCGGAACCUACAGGUACACCAACCACUGAUUCCACAGAAACCACAAUUGCAACAACCACCACUUCAACUGAAAAAACGACCCCAAAUAUAACUGACACUACCUCUGAGGGUACGAACAAAACAGCCACCACUGCUUCCACCACUUCUACUGAGACUAUGACUACUGUGGCCACCACCACACCUCAACCAACUACCACAACAACGGCCGGCACUACCACUGAGGGUACAACCACAACAGACACAACUGCUUCCACCACUUCUACUGAGAGUAUGACUACCACCGUUGCCACCACUUCAGCUGAACCAGCUAGCACAACUACUAUUAGUACCAUAGAAGACGUAACUUUUACCAUUUUCCAGCUCUACAUCGCUUCAUUUCAUCAGGAUGAGACAUGUUCUGCAACAUUCCAGAGUCUAGAUGACCAGGAAGUUCAGAGUUCAGCAUGUCAAUUUCCACCGUCAGUGGAUGUCAAUGGUGAGGUUUGUACCAAUGUCACUGCUGCCUGCAUCAGUCCAGAGAGACAAUUCCAAUAUGGAGAGCAAAGGAACCUACAACCACCACAGCAGACAACUCCACCACUUAUGGCAACUGAACCUGUUGCCAUAAAGCCCACUACCACCACGUCCCUUGAACCUGCAACCAGCACAGUUUCAGCUGAACCUACAGACACCAACUGCCACAACCUCCACUUCAGCUGA